Molecule: messenger RNA, 1617 nt
Organism: Colletotrichum higginsianum IMI 349063
Lineage: Eukaryota; Fungi; Ascomycota; Sordariomycetes; Glomerellales; Glomerellaceae
Product: Peroxin-3
Exons: 3
Coding region: 1-1617 (538 amino acids)
Biological process (GO): protein import into peroxisome membrane
Cellular component (GO): peroxisomal membrane
Molecular function (GO): protein-macromolecule adaptor activity
Source: RefSeq, a predicted model, not a curated record
AUGUUGGAAGCGACUCGGCGAUGGUUCCGUCGCAAUAGGACGCCUCUCGCCGUCGGCGUGGGAGUCGUCGGCGCUGGCUACGUCGUGACUCAGUACGUCCUGAGCAAAAUCAACGAUGCGCGGGAGCGCAUGGGCAGCGACCGCAUCGCAAAGGAGAACAGCCUCCGACGCCGAUUCGAGCAGAACCAGGAAGACUGCACCUUCACCGUCCUCGCUCUCCUUCCCUCGGCGACGACCAACAUCCUCGAGGCGAUGAAUACGGAGAAAAUCACGUACGAAAUCCAGAAGAUGAAGGGCCAGACAAAGAGCCUUAAGGCCGGCGAUAGCGUCAGUCCCCCGAGUAUUGCAGACACCACCAUCACCGAGGACGACGGUCGGAGCAUGGUCAGCAGCAGCGUCCAGAGCGAGAGCGGCGUACAUGCGAGCAUGGUGACGGUGCCGGGCGCUACCUCGGUGCCCACGGGAGGAGCUGAGGGUGGUGUGUCGCAGGAUGGCGGCGCUGCCGCUGCUGUGGCUGCGCAAAAGAGCAAGAAGUCCAAGAGGCAGUUAUGGGACGACUUGACAAUAAGCUCCAUCACGAGAGCGUUCACGCUGUUGUACACCCUCGCGCUGCUGACAAUGCUGACGAGGGUCCAACUCAACCUCCUCGGCCGCCGAAGCUACCUGUCGAGCGUGAUAACCCUCGCCACGGGCACCGCUCAGGCCACUAUCAGCCUAGAGAACAACGACGAUGAUGGCCUCGACCAGCCCUACGGCAAUGACUUUGAGACUAACCGCCGAUAUCUGACGUUCAGCUGGUGGCUACUCAACGAGGGGUGGAAGGAGCUCGGUCAACGCGUCGAGGCCGCCGUCCGCCAGGUCUUUGGCCACCUCAGCCCACGUGACCUGCUCAGCUUCGAGCAAUUCUCGGAACUGACGCUCGCAGUGCGCAAGAUCGUUGAGGGCGCCACGCCCGAGGAGCGCAGAGCGGCCAAGUGGCUGCCCUACCUCCUCCCGCCGCGGGACCGCGAGGAUCACGUGCUGCGUGAGUCGGGCAUCCUUGAGGAGAGCAUCGUGGUGCUGUCCGAAAGCACUACGUCGCAGUCGCCAUCAUCGUCACCCGCUGUGAGGAGGCUUCUGGACGAGACAUCGGACCUCAUCGAGUCCCCUUCCUUUACACAUGUGCUCACUCUCAUCCUAGACGGGGGCUUCUCCCUGCUCGUGGACAAGAAGCUCGCAUCGGCGGCGUUCGACAAGCCGGACCUGGCCGAGUCGGAGCCGCGCACCUCGCAGGUCGUGCUGUUGCCCAAGAUUCUCUCGGUGCUUACGCGGCAGGCGCACGCCAUCGGCAACGGCAUGCCCAACGAGUAUCUGCAGGAGAUGGAGCAGGUGGCCGACCUUGAGGGUUUUGCUGCCGUCGUGUACUCGAGUAACUGGGCGAACGAGAUCCACGACGAUGAGGGUGGCAUCAUGGCGAGCGCCGUGGACAUUCGCGCUAGCCAGGGCACCACGACCGCUACCAAUAUUCCCAGCCAGACGCAAGGGACGACGCAGGGGACUGGGGAGGAGAGCGUCAUCAUGGUGAACCCGGCAACCAGCUUCGAGAGCGCAUGGGGCCGGGCCGUGGAUAGGAAUUAG